Pyricularia grisea is the source of this 1405-nucleotide messenger RNA. RefSeq lists its product as uncharacterized. Bases 398 to 1405 code for a protein of 335 amino acids. Gene Ontology annotation, biological process: regulation of endocytosis. Lineage: Eukaryota; Fungi; Ascomycota; Sordariomycetes; Magnaporthales; Pyriculariaceae. Gene Ontology annotation, cellular component: endosome. Gene Ontology annotation, molecular function: GTPase activity; GTP binding. The record is from RefSeq and is a predicted model, not a curated record. The transcript is spliced from 3 exons.
CUCAGCCAAGCUAGUGCUUUGCUUAGACCCCCACUUUACUGUUUCCAACCAACUCCGGGACCCCGGUCGUUGCUCGUGAUGAUAGAUACCGCCCCAUGUCUCAAUAUUGGGCCAUUUUUGAAUGACGACAAAAGUCUCUUGGUCGGAUUGUUCACCUAUGCACAUUACAUUUAACCUCUUUAACCCUACAGAGUACCACCAAACCCCCGAUAUCCUAUAUUUGCGACUAUAAGAUAGACCCGACGAUUCAACGCCGUCGAAAUACCCUUUCGUAUACGAACCCGCCCGAACUCCGUUUUCCCCCGACCGAACCGGGCAAGUUUUCCAAGCCAAAACAGAUAAGCAACAAGAAGGGCGGGCAACUGUCGACGUGUCGACGCACAGAAGGCCCCCCGCCAUGGCUCGGCCGAAGAGAUCCAACUCUGCGGCGAGCGAGGAGAGCACGGCGACGGUUCGCGAUCAGGAGUUGGGGAGCAUGUACGACUAUCUGGCCAAGAUCAUCCUCCUAGGACCCAGCGGGACUGGAAAAUCCUGUCUCCUCCACCGCUUCGUUAAGAACGAAUGGCGCGUCCUCUCAUCGCAGACAAUCGGCGUCGAGUUCGCCUCCAAGAUCAUCAAGGUCGGCACGGGUGCGCGUCGCAAGCGGAUAAAGCUGCAGCUGUGGGAUACGGCCGGCACGGAGCGCUUCCGAUCCGUCUCGCGGUCUUACUACCGCGGCGCCGCCGGGGCGGUGCUGGUAUACGACGUGACUUCGCACUCGACGUUUGACGCGCUCCCUGCGUUCCUCAACGACGCGCGCGCCCUGGCGAGCCCGAACCUGACGCUGCUGCUGGCUGGCAACAAGGUCGACCUGGCGCAGGACGACUUGAUGGGGUUCGGCGACGACGCAGACGAGCCGCCGCAGUCGAGCGGGGCCAGCCAGCUCUCGAGCAGCUUCCCGGCGGGGACGAGCGUGGCGAGUAGUAGUUCGGCGUGGGGUGGUGGCGGCGCAGGCCUCGGCACGCAGAUGCGGGCUUCGACGGCGCCGGAUGGGAGGGAGGUCGGCGCGGCCGAGGCCAGCCGGUGGGCGAGUGCUGCGGGGAUCCCCGUGGCUGUGGAGGUGUCGGCGCUGACCGGGGAUGGCGUGGAUGACAUAUUCGGACGGCUGGCAAGGCAGAUCUUGACCAAAAUCGAGCUCGGCGAGAUCGACCCGGACGAUCCCAUGAGCGGGAUCCAGUACGGUGACGCGGGGGUGUCGUGGGGACCGGGCAGUGAUGUUGCGAGCAUAAAGAGCAGCAUGACCGGGGAUGAUGGAGGGGGUACAAGGAGGCGGCGGGGUCGGGGGAGGAAGAGCGUGAUGGCGUUGAGAGAGUGGGAGGAGGUUUUUACGCUCAAUCGGGGGAGGAGAGGGGCGAAUUGUUGCUGA